Molecule: messenger RNA, 1010 nt
Organism: Durio zibethinus
Lineage: Eukaryota; Viridiplantae; Streptophyta; Magnoliopsida; Malvales; Malvaceae
Gene: ECHIA
Product: enoyl-CoA hydratase/isomerase A
Cellular component (GO): peroxisome
Source: RefSeq, a predicted model, not a curated record
AUGGGUCCAUACUCAUCGGAGAAACUUAUACUUGUGACCCGUGAACCUAAUGGGAUCGCGACUGUUACCAUCAACCGACCCGGAUCCCUCAACUCGUUGACCCGACCCAUGAUGAUUGAUCUUGCCCAUGCUUUCAAGGCGCUUGGAAAGGACGACUCCGUGCAGGUUAUCAUCCUGUCUGGAUCAGGACGGACCUUCUGUUCUGGAGUGGAUUUGACGGCAGCGGAGCAAAUUUUCAAGGGUGAUGUGAAGGACCCGGAGUCAGACCCGAUUUUUCAGAUGGAGCAAUGCCCCAAACCCAUUAUCGGUGCCAUCAACGGGUUUGCGAUAACUGCCGGGUUCGAGAUCUCACUCGCUUGUGAUAUUCUGGUUGCUGCUAAAGGAACCAAGUUCUUGGAUACUCAUGCCAGAUUUGGGAUAUUUCCUUCAUGGGGGUUAUCCCAGAAGCUUCCCCGCAUUAUAGGACCACACAAGGCUCGUGAAGUAUCAUUGGCAGCCAUGCCUUUGACGGCCGAGGAGGCUGAGAAGUUGGGGUUUGUCAAUUAUGUUGUUGAGGAAAGUGAAUUGUUGAAGAAAGCUCGACAGCUUGCAGUAGCAAUAAUGAAGAAUAACCAAGACAUGGUUAUUAGGUACAAGUCUGUGAUCAAUGAUGGAUUCAAGUUGGAUCUCCAUCAUGGUCUCGCGCUGGAGAAGGAGAGGGCUCAUAAGUACUACAAUGGAAUGACCAAGGAACAGUUUAAGAAGAUGCAAGAAUUCAUAGCUGGGCGUAGUUCCAAGAAAGCAUCUUCCAAGUUGUAAUCCAUGGAUAUUCUGUCUUCCCGUUUAGUCACUGUAUUAAAAAAACAAUGUUGCGUCCACCUAAUCUGGGAAAUAAAUUCUUGGUUACUGGAGUAGCCUUGUUUGAUGAGAACUCUUUCAAUUACAUAAAUAUUGGUUCUGCCAAAUCGAGGAGGUUUGGUUUUGAACAUAGUAAGGCCUUAUUUGAAAGUGCUAAUUUGAAUUCUCUCGUC